This is a messenger RNA of Danio rerio (zebrafish), 1441 nucleotides long. NCBI's taxonomy places the organism in Eukaryota, Metazoa, Chordata, Actinopteri, Cypriniformes, Danionidae. The record is from RefSeq and is a predicted model, not a curated record.
ACGCUGUUAAUCCAUCAGAGGUCGCAGUACAAAUGAGUGGCGUCUGCUGUUCCUCACCUCACUUCAGCAGAGCUGCAAUCUCUCACAGAACGUUGCAUUGAGUAUUUGAAGCAAUGGCGGUUGUUAGUGGAACAUUUCGAAUGGUGUCCGAGGAGGAGCAGGCCCUUCGGGCGAAGCUGGAGCACCUCACGGUCAAAGACCAUGGGCCCGUGUUUGAAGCCUCUACAAAAGUACCAGACCACACCAUGCAGAAGGCUAAAGAUGAGCUGAAUGAGACGGAUGAGAAGCGAACGUCAGCUGUGAAGGAGCUCAGAGGAAUAAUCAAGGAGAAGGCAGAGACUGGAGAUGAGCUUGCUAAAGGUGUUCAGGAUACUUUUGGGGAAAAACCCGAUGGCGUGCUUGUGAGGUUCAUCCGUGCCAGGAAAUAUGAUGUAAACCGGGCCUAUGAACUCAUGAAGGGUUAUGUGCGCUUCAGACGGGAUUAUCCUGAACUUUUUGAAAACUUGACUCCGGAGGCUGUGCGCAGCACCAUUGAGGCCGGAUACCCAGGAAUCCUAUCCAGCAGAGACAAAUAUGGCCGCGUGGUGCUACUCUUUAACAUCGAGAACUGGGACUAUGAGGAGAUCACUUUUGAUGAGAUCCUUAGAGCUUACUGUGUGAUCCUGGAGAAGCUUCUGGAAAAUGAGGAGACUCAGAUCAACGGCUUUUGCAUCAUCGAGAACUUUAAGGGUUUCACAAUGCAGCAAGCCUCCGGCAUCAAGCCCACAGAGCUAAAGAAAAUGGUGGACAUGUUGCAGGACUCUUUCCCUGCCCGUUUCAAAGCAGUGCACUUUAUCCACCAGCCCUGGUACUUCACCACCACAUACAAUGUGGUCAAACCCCUGAUGAAGAGCAAACUGCUGGAAAGGGUGUUUGUCCACGGUGAUGACCUGGAAAACUACUUCAAGGAGUUUGAUGCUGAAAUCCUGCCAUCAGACUUUGAUGGUAAAGGCUCCAAAUAUGACGGCAAGAUCACAGCAGCACAUCUGUUUGACUAGGCCAUUUUCAGCCUGUCACUGUACAAGAACACGACUGUCGUUUUAGUUGCAUUGUAUCACAUGGCAUUCCAAUGUGUUUAUUUUCCUGAGGGUGAACCCAGAAGUAUAGAGAUUUUCCCAAGCGAAACUGGAUAAGUCUCCAGACGCCAUCAAAGAGGGAUGAAAACAGAUACGAUCAGUUAGUUCUCUAUGAGGGCCGUGUAUUUAGAUUUUCCCUGAAAUAUAGAUAUUCUUCAGCAACAGAUGGCAGAUGACAAAGUCCAGGCAUUCCUGUUCUUUGUCUUUUUAACUGAGAACGGAAAAGCACUCAGCCUGGUCUAAGUGUUACAAGCAAACUAUAUAUGAUGUUCAGAAUGUGUAGAAUGUUUCUGUUUCUCUAAAUAAAGUGCACAUUUCAAAUGACA